This is a messenger RNA of Zasmidium cellare ATCC 36951, 870 nucleotides long. RefSeq lists its product as uncharacterized. The record is from RefSeq and is a predicted model, not a curated record. NCBI's taxonomy places the organism in Eukaryota, Fungi, Ascomycota, Dothideomycetes, Mycosphaerellales, Mycosphaerellaceae. Bases 1 to 870 code for a protein of 289 amino acids. The transcript has a single exon.
AUGCAUGCUCCCACAGGCCUACUUUCUCUCCCCCGCGAACUGCGCGACCAAAUCUACCCCUACUUAACAACCGCAACCUGGAACCCCCAAUCCUCCCUCCGCAUAAUCCCACCCCCAUCCAGCGACGGCCAACUCUACUUCUGGCCCGAGCACGCCAAAUGGCAACCCAUAGCCCUCCUCUCCGUAAACCGCCAGCUCCGCUCCGAAGUCCGAGACUUCAUCGCCAGCCAACACAAAACGGGAAACGUACGCUUGGAACUCGACAUCUGCGUCAAGGGAUACGUCUACACCCCAACGUGGACAUUUCUGAACUUCGCCUUCAGACCGAGGGAUUCGCUGGAUUUACACGUCAACCUGACACUCUUCAGCACGGAAGCCUUCCGUCGGAAUGAUGGCUGGCCGAGACAGCCCGGACAGAUCUUUCGCGCGUUGCUAAAUUUCCUGAAUCGAUUUAUUUACAGAGGCCCGAGUUUUCUGGACAGUGAUCCUCCAUUCGAGACGCCCGGACCGCAUUUCAUCAAGACGCUGUCGGUGGAUGUCACGUUUCAGGAUUACUACACGAUGGAUACGUGGCCGGAGACUGUGCAUGAGGUUUUUAGGAUGCUGAAGGCUUUGACGAUGUUGAAUACGGCGGGGAGAUAUAUUGGGAGGGUGGAGGUGAGGGUCAUUUACAGCCACGGCUUGCGAGCGGUUCAUCGGCAGGCGGGUUGGGAUGUGAGACCUGCAGGUGCGGAUGCUACGACUCCGGCUCUUUUCAAAGAAGACGAUUGGGCGCGGAUAGGCUUCUUCUUCGGCGAUGCGUGGCUCGAACGCCAGCGAGUACCGAGAAGCUUUCAGUCGAACGUAGGAGAGACGAUGCUAAACAGUUGA